AUUUAGGAAGAUCCAGACAAAACAAAAGCAUGUGAUGCCAUCUUUUCUCGUUGUAGUGGUGUUUGGUACAGAGCUUCGUACUUGUACUGUACUAUUCAAUCAAGAUGAGCCCAAUCGCUUCCAUUCUGUUCUUUUGCAUCAUAUACUGUGCAUCAACAGUUGAUGCCCGCUCGGUUGGCUCAUUAGUGGCGCCGAAACCUUCCAGUUCAAAGCCAAGAAUAUUUCGUUCUUCCAUCAAUCGCUUCGUCGAUAAAUUGUUUCAAGAAACGGACGCCAACAACGAUGGGCAAAUCAGUUUCGAGGAGGCCUAUAUCGGAUGCCUCAUGUUGUAUGUACAACUAAAUCAAUCCGCACCCAUUCCUCCGCCAGACAGAAAAAAAUUUCGCCGAAUCUUUUCGCAAGCCGCGGCAGAGGGGAACAAGUGGAACAACAAGAAAAAUGCACUAGAUUUGGAGCAAUACGAAAACAUGCUCAAGAAAUUAGUCGCAAGAGCGGUUCUGAGGUUGACUUCCCACAAAAUUGUGACCAUAGCUGGAGCUCCUCUAUUGGCCGAAAUGAUCGUGCGCAGUCUGGCAAAGAGAAAGAAAGGUUUCGAAGAAUUGCUGCGAUCCAUUAUUCCACUUCAAUUUCAAGAUGCCACGAUUCCAACACUCACUUCAAAGGCGUUUCAUCGCGGUCUCUGGAUGGUCAUCCUAGUGACAACUCUCGGAAACAUAGUUCUGGCCACUGUGACUCAAUUGCUGGAUAUGCAGUUACCGAAACCAAAACGAAAAUGAUCCUCUCUCCUUUGAAGCCGUUCGUCAAUCACAUAACGGUUUAGUUACACCAAAUGGUGGCACAACAAAGCUAAAGCCAACGCUAACAAUAAUAUUCGAAAACUAUA
Messenger RNA from Pseudo-nitzschia multistriata, 883 nucleotides. NCBI's taxonomy places the organism in Eukaryota, Bacillariophyta, Bacillariophyceae, Bacillariales, Bacillariaceae. The record is from the annotation of a GenBank genome assembly.